This is a messenger RNA of Pyricularia grisea, 693 nucleotides long. RefSeq lists its product as uncharacterized. The record is from RefSeq and is a predicted model, not a curated record. Lineage: Eukaryota; Fungi; Ascomycota; Sordariomycetes; Magnaporthales; Pyriculariaceae. The transcript has 2 exons. Bases 108 to 557 code for a protein of 149 amino acids.
CUCGCAACUACAAGCUUCAGGCCCAGACAGAGACAGACACCAUCGCUAAACUUUGACAACAUCCAAUCUUCUUAAGUCUUUCGUUUGAAUCUGCCCACCUAGCCAAAAUGAAAUCCUUCGGCAUCCUCUCAACCCUCUUCCUCACCGCCACUGCUGCACCUCUAGCCCCUCGCCAAGAAGCAAUCCAAACCACCAACUUCUCCGCCGCUACCGUGCAAGGCGGGCCCGGCGCCUCCAUCACCUUUGACGUCGCCUUCCCCUCGGGCCCCAGCGCGACCUGCAGCUACAGCGACGACACCUCGGGCGCGGCGCUGCCGGACGUCUCGCCGUACCUCGCGUGCGCCGACGACCGCGUCUCGUGGCAGUUCCGCCGCAUCGUCUCGCGCCCCGGCUCCGACGGCUUCUACCUGCUGGUCGUGCGGUACAGCGACGGGCCCAACUCGCGCGCCGGGUCGAAGGAGUGGCAGGCCUCCGAGUUCCCCGUCGUCGUGGGAGAGGACGGCGUCCAGGAGACGGUCUACAGCGGACCGGUGGAUUUCCCGCUCGCUAAUGCUUGAGGGGAUUUGUUUUGUUUGGGUUGUGAUUUAGGGGGGUGUUUUGUAUAUAGUUUGGUUUAGUUGGCUUCGUUGUAUAUAGAGUAUUCAGCCCUGAAAAGGGACCAAUUCCUAUAAUUGUGACUCGACUUUGACGAGA